Messenger RNA from Capsaspora owczarzaki ATCC 30864, 1083 nucleotides. RefSeq lists its product as hypothetical. Gene Ontology annotation, biological process: negative regulation of protein kinase activity; endocytosis; eisosome assembly. Gene Ontology annotation, molecular function: lipid binding. Bases 42 to 824 code for a protein of 260 amino acids. The record is from RefSeq and is a predicted model, not a curated record. Lineage: Eukaryota; Filasterea; Ministeriida; Capsasporidae. Gene Ontology annotation, cellular component: eisosome filament; plasma membrane. The transcript is spliced from 4 exons.
AUUCUUUGAUUCCACGAACACACAAAAAAAACUCUGCAAAGAUGGAUAUGAUGCGACGUGGCUACGUGCUCACCAAGAGCCUUGGUGUCGGCCACUCCGACCUCAACCUCGCCAUCUCGGACGAGAAGGCCGUCCACAGCGGUCUUGUCAAUCUGGCCAAGGCGCGAACUGCAGCGGCCACCGCACUGGUCAAGUGGACAACGCAAGAAGACAACCCAGCCAUUCGUGACAUCUUUGCACGCCUCGCUGAGCUGGACAACGAGCACAAUGCUGUUCAGAAGGAAUUCUCUGAUCGCUACGAAGACUACCGCCGAUGCUUCAAGGCCGUCCGCGACAGCGAAAAGACACUCGAUCGCGCGCGCAAGCAUCGCGACGACUGCGCGACCAAGCUGCAAAAGCUGCACCGUGAUCUUGAGCGAUACAACCGAAAGGGCGACUACGGCAAGGUCUCGACGGUAGAGUCGGAAAUUAUCGCUGCCGAGCAGGCGAACGACGUGGCCGAGGCCGAGUUCCAGGAAAAGUACCGCGAGUGCGAAAUCAUCAAGGUGGCCAAGAUCAAGGAGGGCUUGAGCAACGUUGCAAACGCCUAUAUUGAGAUGGCAGAGAAGAUGGUUUUAGUGUUUAGCGCGACCAAGGACCUCGCAAGCGUUCUGCCCGACGAGCCUGCACACCUCACAACAGAGCCCGUGUACGAGGGUGGCGAAGCGUAUUCCGAAGAGAUUGUCCAAUCGGCACGCCGUGCGCUCCAAGAGUACCAGCCCCAAACGCCAUAUAGCAAUUCAAACGCCUAUGCCAACGACGAGUACGAAGACGACGGUACAUAAAUCAAGAAAUGAAGCUAUUUGGGUUUUUGUGGUUUUCUGUUGGUGUUCCUUUCUUCUCGGCGGUAGACAUGCGACGGGUUCGCAAUGGCAGCCGGAGAGUCAACGUCGUGCGCUUGCGCUCGUUGCUGUGGCUUUUGCUGAAAAAGAAAAAGGAAAAAGAAAAGGGACGAUGACGUGAAACAUUUACAAAAUCCCAGUCUUUUCUGUUUGUUCAUUGCUGUUGUCCGCAUUUGCAGUUUGCGGGUUGUACCAAUCUAUC